Cladophialophora yegresii CBS 114405 is the source of this 1332-nucleotide messenger RNA. RefSeq lists its product as uncharacterized. The record is from RefSeq and is a predicted model, not a curated record. The transcript has a single exon. NCBI's taxonomy places the organism in Eukaryota, Fungi, Ascomycota, Eurotiomycetes, Chaetothyriales, Herpotrichiellaceae. The coding region runs from base 1 to 1332 and encodes 443 amino acids.
AUGAGCCUCGGCAGCAUUGCCCACCUACAAUACUAUUUCGCUCGAACGGGCUUACUCGAUGGCAAGGGAGGGCAGAUGGCUAAGAAAAAACAGAAUGGAGAAUACGAUAUACCCAAGUCAUCGUUAUCGGUUGAUCAGGAGCUGGUCGAGUCGCCCGUUGAAGAUGAGGCUCAAGCCUUGUGGGAAGCCGCCCAGGAAGACGGUGCCGACGUGAUGCUACCACCUACGGUAUCCACAUAUAGCCAUCGCUCAACAUUCGUCGCCCCGCCCCCGGACCAGAAAACCAUGAAGAAGGAACUGGUCGAGGCACUCGAGAAUGCAUUGCAGGCGGUUGAAUCGUGCGAACAGUCAAGCACCGAGGGGACUGAGCACCAAGCCCAAGGGUUCUAUGAGAUACAGGGAUUGCAUGUUCUCGACACGACAACACAGGCGAUCCGUGCCGCACGGCUCUACUACACACUUCAUCCCAACCCCCAAAGAUUGAACUCAAUCAGGUCUGACCAAGAACUCCGCAAGGACCUCUAUUCCGUACUGGACGUCCUCAAGAAAUGUGCUUCACGGAAUUUCGCGGGUGGUUUUCGCGAGGAUGAAAGACUUGCGGUCUUGGUCUGGGUCUCCGAUGUGGGCAUGAUGAUCGAUCGAGAAGCCAAGAUGGAGGAGGCUGAGAGGACUGAGAGAAAGGACUGGCACUGGAUGGAUGACGCCAAAUGGGUCGGCCGAGAGCGGGAAAGGGAUGUCAAUCUGCUCAAAUUCUUGCUUGAGGGAAAGGGCCAGAGUCCACCAGUCGAGAGGCCUGAGGAGACGCCAGAAUUCUUCCGCAACCUCGCAGACGGCAAAGACCUCGUGAAGAUGCACAAUGCAGCCGUCAAACGAUCCAAGAGGCAGUUCGACUUCAUCAAAAGCUUUCAUGAGGAUGUGGCUAAGCCUUACCGACGUGCCGACAACCUUCGAUUCUGGCUGAAAGCAGCUGAAUUAAGAUGGGAGCUCAAGCUCCAACUGGACGUGAUGGCUGUGGCCAACCAGGUCGAGACCAAUGCAACCUGGUCUUCAUUCGAAGAUGUCGUGCGCCAAUGGAGUCGUGGAGUUCGAGCUGAACUCACCAAAGAUUGGAAUGGGGAGGAGGAGCGCAGACUGCAUGCUCGUGCGCGCAGUUUGGCGAUGGCGAGCCCCUUGUCGAGUCCUCAGCGGAAGACAUCUCCUGCUCCGCCUCUCCCUGCUUUGCCGAAACGAAUCGUCCCUCCCAGCCCACUGGCCAGUCCCUCGCGGACGCCGGACAUUCCAGAAAGCCCCACACUGAAGAAGGUGUUCACGGCUUGUGUUGAAGAGGCCUGA